This is a messenger RNA of Enhydra lutris kenyoni (northern sea otter), 785 nucleotides long. RefSeq names its product serum amyloid P-component-like. The transcript has 2 exons. NCBI's taxonomy places the organism in Eukaryota, Metazoa, Chordata, Mammalia, Carnivora, Mustelidae. The record is from RefSeq and is a predicted model, not a curated record. The coding region runs from base 85 to 759 and encodes 224 amino acids. Gene Ontology annotation, molecular function: complement component C1q complex binding. Gene Ontology annotation, biological process: innate immune response.
CCUCGGAAGCUGGGUGACAACCACGGUGCUCUCUGUGCCCUCACCCCAGUCCCUCUACUGCUAACACAGCCCCAGGCCAAGAACAUGGACAAGCUGCUGCUUCUGGUCUCUGCCCUUGCCAGUCUCCUGGGGGCCUUUGCUCGCACAGACCUCAGGGGUAAGAUAUUUGUCUUCCCUCAAGAAUCUUCUACUGACCAUGUGACCUUGACUCCAAAGAUGGAGAAGCCUCUGAAGAGCUUUACCUUGUGUUUCCGAGCCUACAGCGACCUGAGCCGUGCCCACAGCCUCUUCUCCUACAAUGCCCGGGGCAAGGACAAUGAGAUCCUUGUCUUCAAGGAAAGAGUUGGGGAGUACUCCCUGCACAUUGGAAAAACCAAAGUCACCUUCAGAGUUGCCGAGGCGUUUCCCAGCCCCACGCACAUCUGUGUUACCUGGGAGUCUUCCACAGGCAUUGCUGAGUUUUGGGUCAAUGGGAAACCACUGGUGAAGAAGGGCCUGAAGCAGGGCUACUCAGUGGCGACUCAGCCCAAGAUCAUCCUGGGGCAGGAGCAGGAUUCAUAUGGAGGGGCGUUUGACGUGAACCAGUCCUUCGUGGGGGAGAUCGGGGACUUGUACAUGUGGGACUCCGUGCUGUCCACAGAACAGAUCCUGUCUGUGCAGCAAGGAUCCUACCUCCUUGAUCCCAACGUGCUGGACUGGAGUGCUCUGGACUAUGAGAGUCAAGGCUACGUGGUCAUCAAGCCCCUGGUCUGGGACUGAGGUCUUCAGUCAACAGGAGCCUCUGA